Molecule: messenger RNA, 2634 nt
Organism: Dromiciops gliroides (monito del monte)
Lineage: Eukaryota; Metazoa; Chordata; Mammalia; Microbiotheria; Microbiotheriidae
Gene: STX1B
Product: syntaxin 1B
Exons: 10
Coding region: 286-1152 (288 amino acids)
Biological process (GO): vesicle fusion; intracellular protein transport; exocytic insertion of neurotransmitter receptor to postsynaptic membrane
Cellular component (GO): endomembrane system; SNARE complex; plasma membrane
Molecular function (GO): SNARE binding; SNAP receptor activity
Source: RefSeq, a predicted model, not a curated record
UUCCCCCCUCCCCCGCGCCUCCUCUCCCGCAUCCCUCCAUCCCUCUGCCGCAGCCGCAUCGCCACCGCAGCCCUGGUACAGCCGAGCCCGGCCCAGGCCCCUGAUCCUACCCCUGUUCCAGCCAGGCUCGGUCCCCUGCCCCCUCCCCUGGGGAACCCAGGUGGCUCAGGUACCCCUCAAGUCCCCAGACUCCGGGGAACCCCUGCGCCCCCGGCCCGUGCCCCCUCACAGCUUAGGCAGGAGGGAGAGACGAGGAGGAGGAGGAGGAGGAGGAGCCGCCGCAAGAUGAAGGAUCGGACCCAGGAGCUGCGGAGUGCGAAAGACAGUGACGAUGAAGAGGAGGUGGUACAUGUGGACCGGGAUCACUUCAUGGAUGAGUUCUUUGAACAGGUGGAAGAGAUCCGAGGCUGUAUUGAAAAGCUCUCUGAAGAUGUGGAACAGGUGAAGAAACAGCACAGCGCCAUCUUGGCCGCCCCCAACCCCGAUGAAAAGACCAAACAGGAGCUGGAAGACCUGACUGCAGACAUCAAGAAGACGGCCAACAAGGUUCGAUCCAAGUUGAAAGCCAUCGAGCAAAGUAUUGAGCAGGAGGAAGGACUGAACCGAUCUUCGGCUGACCUUCGUAUUCGAAAGACCCAGCACUCCACAUUGUCCCGGAAGUUUGUGGAGGUGAUGACUGAAUAUAAUGCGACGCAGUCCAAGUACCGAGACAGAUGCAAGGACCGGAUCCAGCGACAACUGGAGAUCACUGGAAGGACCACAACCAAUGAGGAGCUGGAGGACAUGCUAGAGAGUGGAAAACUGGCCAUCUUUACCGACGAUAUCAAGAUGGACUCACAGAUGACCAAGCAGGCUCUGAAUGAGAUUGAGACAAGGCACAAUGAGAUCAUCAAAUUGGAGACCAGCAUCCGGGAGCUGCAUGACAUGUUUGUAGACAUGGCCAUGCUUGUGGAAAGUCAGGGGGAGAUGAUUGACCGCAUCGAGUACAAUGUGGAACACUCUGUGGACUAUGUGGAACGGGCUGUGUCCGACACCAAGAAAGCCGUGAAAUAUCAGAGCAAGGCCCGGAGGAAGAAAAUCAUGAUCAUCAUCUGCUGUGUGGUGCUGGGGGUGGUGCUUGCGUCGUCCAUCGGGGGGACGCUGGGCUUGUAGACCUGUCCCCUCACAUUCCCCUCAUCUCCCCAAGACCCUCUCAACAGAAUGGGAGCAAUACCCCUCCCCCCAUCCAUCCAUCCAUCCAUCCAUCCAUCCAUCCAUCCAUCCAUCCAUCCAUCCAUCCAUCCAUCCAUCCAUCCAUCCAUCCAUCCAUCCCCCAGCUUCCCUCAGUCCCUCUCCCUUCUUCCACUCCAGUCUCAGCCCCUAAGAUUGGAUCCAGGCAGUCCCCCCCUUCUCCUCCUCCGCCCAUAAUGUGGACCUGAGCAAUCCCCUCCCCACCCCGAAGUGGGACUCACACGUCCCAUGUCCCCCCUCCGCAUGUAGAUUACAGCAGGCAUGAGCCCUCACCACCUGCCUCUCCCCACACAGGCCUAGCACCAUGGGGGCCCACAUGCUGGUGAUGUGUAGGGUGGGCAUGUGUGUGCUCGGGUGUGUGUGCACGCUGGAUCCCCUCUCCCGCCCUCCCCUAUCACCCCAUCUCAUGCGUCUGCCUGUGGCCUGAGCUGUCAUAUGCAUUGUGGUCGAGUGUAUACCUCCAUCAACCCCAACUGUGUUCGUCCAGUACAGGCUGUAGGGGCCCUGGUAGUGGGAGAAGGUGCAGGCACGUCCAUGGAUCUGUGUGCACACUCACAGGCACUGACCAGGUUUGUGUGAGGGGCAGCUUUUGCAUCCACACACACACACACACACACACACUCAUCAGUUGUAGAUGACACCCUGUGAUGUGCAUAUGCACCCUCUCCCAGCUAUUCACCCAGGAUGUAUAGAGAUCACAGGUUGGGGGGUGGGUGUGCUUAGAUACACACCUGGAGGUGUAAAUAACAUGGCUCGGUAUGUAUAGAGAGAUACGCUCAUUUCUUCCCAGCCAAGUGUAGAUAGCCAUGUGUACACAUCUACCUUCUUGCUCUGUUUAUCCACACAGGAUGUAGAUACCUUUUGUGUCUGUUGUAUUGCCAGUCUUUGUUUAAGCAGUGUGAAAAUUCACAAACGUACACAUACAUACAUACACACACACACACAUGCAAAUAUUCCUUUCUCCUAGUUGUAUAUAAAUUACCUUUGCAUGUGUGCGCAUGCAUGGGUGUGCAUGCUCCCACACACAGUUACUUCCAAGGGGUGUGUGUGGAGUGUGGUUGUAUGUUACCCAGAGGCAGAGCCCACCACACUGUGUAUAUAACAUCUGUUUGUGUGGGCACAGAGAUAUAUAUUUCUAUGACAUAUCUAUACAUAUUUGCGUGCAUGCGUGCGUGUGUGUGUGUAUACAUGACUACAUGGUGUGUAUAGAAACCAUUCCGUAUUACAUAACACACAUAUAUUUAUCAGCACAGCUGUGUGUCCUGUAUGGGUUCGUGUGUAUCUGUGUUUAUCUGAGAUCAUUUCCCACCCUCCUCCUCCCCCUCCAGGUCUGCACAAGUUCAUGUGGGGAGAUGCAAGCACAGACAUAGAGUCAUUCAAAUAUUGUGCAACCAGGCAUUUUUC